UUGGUAGGAAAGAUAAUCAAAAGAUUCCAAAGAAGUGGUGUGCUAUUGUGUUUGGAGGUUGAAGUCCAGCAUCACCUUUUGCCUUGUCAUCAUCCCCAAUGCGACCAUGGGAACUGGCAGUGAAUAGUGGCCCCCCUUUUGUCCCCUUUGACCAGCGACGGUUCCCAGGGGGAAGCUGUGGCAGUCCAGCACAUCUCAGGAGAAGCCUUCCUUCCCGGCACCACUGGGGCCGACGCGAGCGACCUCUGCAAACUCUCCUAGCCCAGGAUGAGAACUACUUGCAUCCGGCUUUUUUCCAGCAGCAACAGCCACAGCCACAAGUUCCCGUAGAUGAGCACCCGGCGUACGUUCUGGCCAAUACGCCACCACGAAUGCUUCACCCAGCUGCACACCCACCCCACCAGCAUCCAUUCAUGGUGGAUCUCCAUGAGCAGGUGCAUCAGGGAGCUGUCCCUCUCUCCUACACGGUGACCACUGUAACAACACAAGGCUUCCCCAUUCACACAGGCCAGCACAUUCCUGGUUGCAGUGCACAGCAGCUCCCAGCAUGCUCAGUGAUGUUCAGUGGACAGCAUUACCCUCUCUGCUGCCUCCCACCCCCCCUGAUCCAAGCCUGUGCCAUGCAGCAGCUCCCUGUCUCCUACCAAACAUUCCCACCACUCAUUUCCAGCGAUCAUUACAUCCUGCACCCUCCGCCACCUGUGCCACCACAUCAGCCUCCACAUAUGGCUCCUCUCAGUCAGUUUGUCCCACUCCAACCCCAGCAUCCUCGCAUGCCACUACAAAGGAUAGAAAAUGAGGUGGAGCUUCGGGGUGAACAGCACCCCAUUGGAGGCUUCUCAUAUUCUCCUUCUCACCAUACUCCUGCACUGUCGCCUUCUGUGCCACUGCAUUACCUUCCGCACACCCAUGACCCAUUGCACCAGGAACUGCCCUUUGGCGUGCCAUAUCCACACAUGAUGCCCCGACGACUGAACACGCAGCGAUACAGAUUGCAGCAGCCACUGCCACCCCCACCACCUCCACCACCUCCGUACUACCCGAGCUUCCUGCCAUACUUCCUUUCAAUGCUUCCUGUAUCACCAACAGCUGUGGGGCCCACAAUAAGUUUGGACUUGGAUGUAGAUGAUGUAGAAAUGGAAAACUACGAGGCAUUACUGAAUCUGGCUGAAAGAUUAGGUGAGGCCAAGCCACGGGGACUCACCAAAGCAGAUAUAGAGCACCUUCCAUCCUACCGCUUCAACCCAGAGAGCCAUCAGUCGGAGCAAACCUUGUGUGUUGUGUGCUUCAGUGACUUUGAAGUAAGGCAGCUGCUGCGAGUUCUGCCCUGCAACCAUGAGUUCCACGCUAAGUGCAUCGACAAGUGGUUAAAGGCCAAUCGCACAUGCCCAAUAUGCCGGGCAGAUGCCUCAGAAGUGCACCGGGAGGCCGAGUGAGGCUCCUCAACACACUGCUGCACAAAUUUCACUCCAGGAUACGGACCUUGGACCAGGGGCUUGGGCCGGCCUGUAUGCUUAACCUCUGGGGCCUCUCCUGGGAUGUGGUGAGAAAAUAAGCAAUGUUAUGACACCCCCCUCCCCCUCACCCCAUGGCAUGGACUGAGCCUACUGGUAGAGCCGGCUCCGCAGUGUCAUGCUUUGAAGGUGGAGGUGUCCCUGUGUGCUCUGCACUCCAAAGACUCUAUCCUUGCGCCAUUUACUCUCCAGGUGUUUGCAUUCCUUCUCCCCCAAUUUUUUUUUUUUGAAUUUAUAGUUUUCCUUUUCUGUUUUUAGUUUUGAUUGUGUGACUGUUUGAUCCAGUUUCUAGUCUGAACUCAUUCCUUUUAGGCAGCAUCAGAUUGGGGGAGCGGGCUCAAAAGUCAAUCAGCCCAAAGUGGAGACAGGAUGAUGAAAUCCCUGCUUCCACCCCACCCCACCCACUCACCCAGAGCACAGUGUGGCAUGGCAGGUAAGCGGUGGCAGCAGCAAAGUAAAUUGGCUGGCUGUGGUGCUGAUGUGAGGCACCCCAAGGCCUUGCCAACGACAUGGGUGGCUCUCCCUGUGCAAAUUGUUGCCCAGUGCCGGCUUCUGGUUUUUCCUACAAGCAUCUCUUUCCCAGGCUCUAGUGUAACCCCUCUUGAUUCUCAGCCUUCCUGCUACCUGCCUGAAAUGUCUGGAGGGGGUUCAGGAGUGCUCUCAUAACUAGUAGGGAGUGGAGUUUUUUUGUUUUUUUAAAGGCCUAAACAAGGCCCAGCAAUGUCCUAUACCUACCUCCUUGUCAUUCAUUUCAAGUAGUUUGGGAAAGUGGGGGCAGGAGAAAGACCCAUUUUCCCUCAAAAGAGAGGCAGGAGGGAGUGUUUUGGUGAGAAGCUUUGUGACAAUGCAGCUGACUCCAUUUGUCAUCGACAUAAUCAGAUAGGAGUGUUGUCUUUUCAGGACCUAUAUCCUGGGGCUCCAAAUCAUGUUAAGAGCAAUGUAUUUUCCUCUUCCCAGGUAGACACAUAUGCAUACACAAAAACCCCAUUACAGUUGGGCCCCCCCACCCUAAUCUCUACUCCUUUCCCAGGCACUAACCUCUGUGAAACUUCAAUCAAGUUUGUGCCACUGAUUUUAAAAUAUUCCUGGGAGAUUGUCUUCUGUGUGCCCUUCCCCUCCACUCCCUGCUUUCCUCCUGCAGGGAAGGGGGAAGAUGCUUAACAGACUGAAGCAGAAGCCCUCAGCCCUCCCAUCUAAAUCCCACCCCCACUGCUCUGUACUGGCCCAGGCUAAGCCCCUGAAAGCUGUGAGGCUCUCGGCAGCAGGAAUGCUGGGCAAAGAGCAUAUGGGGAAUUAUUUAUUAAUCUUCUUGUUGUCUACCCUUGUGCUUACUAUGAUGGAAGAAGCCCAUCUGGUGAUCCCUCCUCUUUCUCCCCUCCCAACUGCUGUAUGCAAUUCCGCAUCAGCUUUCCAUAGGACCCGGCAGGUAUUUCCAUUCUCUUCUAGGCUGCAUUUUCUUUUUCUUUCUCUCCCACUCCCCAUCAAGUUUGGCCUACUGCUGCCACCGCCCUGAUGACUUUUUCCGCAUGGCCUGAUGCUUGUGCUCUGGGUCAGGUACCUUGGGUGUUUUUUGCCAUAACAAAGCAUACACUUGAGUUGUGUGCCUUCCUGUAUCUGCACACCUACACUAUCCUACCUAAAAACACCUGCUGAUUUGAAGCAAGAAAGCAACCAACCUGCCACCCUGUUACCAGAAAUCUGUAAUUGUUACAAUUUAAAAAAAAAGUUGUUUUGCAUGAUUAUAUUGUGGAGCAAGAGA
Molecule: messenger RNA, 3273 nt
Organism: Sceloporus undulatus (fence lizard)
Lineage: Eukaryota; Metazoa; Chordata; Lepidosauria; Squamata; Phrynosomatidae
Gene: RNF44
Product: ring finger protein 44
Source: RefSeq, a predicted model, not a curated record